Anolis carolinensis (green anole) is the source of this 2142-nucleotide messenger RNA. It is a transcript of the gene krr1, whose product is annotated as KRR1 small subunit processome component homolog. Bases 52 to 1209 code for a protein of 385 amino acids. The record is from RefSeq and is a predicted model, not a curated record. Gene Ontology annotation, molecular function: RNA binding. Gene Ontology annotation, cellular component: small-subunit processome; nucleolus. Lineage: Eukaryota; Metazoa; Chordata; Lepidosauria; Squamata; Anolidae. The transcript has 10 exons.
AAUACUAUCUUUCGCUUCGAGGCAGUACUUCCGGGCCAAGGCGAGAGCAGCAUGGCGGCGCCCGAGGAGAGUGAGCGAGGGAUGAGGAGCCCCAAAGGCAAGAAGGCGAGCAAGGUAGAUGAAUCUGAACUUCUUACUGUUCCUGACGGAUGGAAAGAGCCAGCCUUUAAGCGAGAAGAUAAUCCUAAAGGACUUCUGGAAGAAAGCAGCUUUGCCACUCUUUUCCCAAAAUACAGAGAAGCAUACUUGAAAGAAUGCUGGCCAUUGGUGCAGAAAGCACUGAAUGAACAUCACAUAAACGCAGCUUUAGAUUUGAUUGAAGGAAGCAUGACUGUCAGCACAACAAAGAAGACCUUUGACCCCUAUAUAAUAAUCAGAGCCAGAGACUUAAUAAAGCUUUUAGCAAGAAGUGUUCCAUUUGAACAGGCUGUGCGCAUCCUUGAAGAUGAUGUAGCCUGUGACAUUAUUAAAAUAGGAACCCUGGUGAGAAACAGAGAACGAUUUAUAAAAAGACGACAGAGGCUUAUUGGGCCCAAUGGAUCUACUCUCAAGGCUCUUGAACUGCUGACAAGCUGCUACAUCUUGGUUCAGGGAAACACCGUUUCAGCUCUUGGACCAUUUAAUGGCUUAAAAGAGGUUAGGAAAGUUGUUCUGGAUACAAUGAAGAAUAUUCAUCCUAUAUAUAACAUCAAAACCCUGAUGAUUAAGAGGGAGUUGUCAAAAGAUCCUGAAUUACGAGCACAGAACUGGGAACGCUUUUUGCCAAAAUUCAAACACAAAAAUUUGAAUAAAAGGAAAGAACCAAAAAAGAAAAAUGUCAAGAAAGAAUAUACCCCCUUCCCACCUCCACAACCAGAGAGUCAGGUUGAUAAAGAAUUGGCAAGUGGAGAAUUUUUCUUGAAAGAAAGUCAAAAGAAGCGUAAGAGAGUAGAAGAGAUAAAGGCAAAACAAGCGGCGGCAAUCAGCAAGAGACAAGAGGAGAGGAACAAAGCUUUUAUUCCUCCUAAAGAAAAACCAGCUGUAAAACAGAAGAAAGCUCCUUCGGAAACAAAAAUUGAUAUUGAAGCAAUUAAAGAAAAGGUUAAAAAGGCGAAAAAGAAGAAGCUGGGAGCACUUCCUGUGGAAGAAGUUACGUUAAAAAUUGCAGCAGAUGAAAAGAAAAAGAAACCAUCUUUAAAGCUUGGUUCCAAGAGGAAGGCAACAAACUAGAUACCUGUCUUUACAUUGCUGUGUUGACAGCAAAUGUUGAAAAGCACAUGAACACUUCACAUUAUGUGAUGUUAAAAAACCAGCAAUUCUAAAGUUUGUAGUUUGUACAGUCAAACCAUCAGCUUAUGUUGCACUCUGAACAAUACAAGUAAUAUUUGCAGAUUUACAAUACUCAUUUGAAUAAGCUGAUGGCUGAACAACAUUCACCAGUAUAUGAAUAUUUCUAGCAUGCACAGAGCUUUCAGUGAGAGUGAUGUACAGGAUGUGAAUAUUGUCAAUAUACACUUUGUACUAUUGUAAUAGAGUGGCCCACUAAUAAACUACAGAUAGGCAGAAGGUUUUUAGUAGAAAAAAUUAAAUAUUUUUCCUAAUACAAAUAGUGUCUUUUUUUUUUGUCUACCAAGAUUACAUGAACUGUUUUCUAAAUAUUUGGUAUUUUUGAUGGUUUUUGGUCAUAAUAUUUUUAUUUCUUACCUGCCUUUCCUCGCGACUUGAGCAGAGCACAACAUAGUUAAAACUUAAUAAAAUAUUAUGUAAAAUACAUAUAUUAAAAUUUAUUUCUAUGAAAUACAUACAUUAAAAUACACAGAAUAAAGAUUAAAAUACAGUAAAAGCAGGACAUGAGUUUAAAAUUCAUAGUUCAAAAUUGACUGGGUAGACCUGCCGGAAGAGAUAGCUAUUCAAUUGUGUCUUGAAUGCUAUGUAUAUUUGAGAGAUGUACUUUUCAAAUGCUGGGAUAAUUGAGCACUGACAUUGUUCCUGUGCUGCAGAGAUUGAGCAAGACACAUAAAUAAGUAUAAUAACGGACUUUGAAUUUGUGUUCACCUUUGGAUGGGUAGUAUACUAUUUUAUGAAUUUCAUGGUAAAGACAUCUUGUAAUUCAUAUUGUUGUCACUAAAGCAAAAUAAAGUAUCUUUUUGUGUUCCUUUUUAA